CUUAUCUCACAUCAUCACAUCACAUUACUUGACUCAAACUAAAAUAACGCGUUAAAUUAAAUACUCCAAAACCAUAUACUAUAUCUCAUUUUAUCCACAGCAUAAAUACUAACACCCGCCAUAUUUACUCUUAACUCUUUCUGUAACUCUUUCUUACUCUCUCUCUCUGUCAAAUGCAAAUGCAAAUGUGACUACGAAUCGAUGUUCCUUCACAAUGCGUGAUUUAGGGUUUCACGAACAACGAAGAUCCUGGAGGCGCACCGGUUCAACACGACGCAACGCCACCACUACCACCUCCACUACCGCCGCCGCCGGUGACACUAGUCCUGACUCCGUCAUCUUCACUCUCGAAUCUAACGUCAGUCUCUUCUCCUCCGCUUCCGCCAGCGUCGAUCGCUGUUCCUUCGCUUCCGAUGCUCACGACCACGACUCUCUGAACUCCGAAAUCUCACUGCAUUUGGCCGGGAACGGUGAUUUUGCUCCGAGUGAAAGCUGGAGCGGUCCAGAUCCGGAUCCGAAUCCGAAUCUGAAUGCGAACAAACAACAUCAUGCAGUUGCAGAUACAGUACAGAAAAAGAAGCUUCACGGAGAUAAAACAAAAGUUCAAAAGGAAGAAAGUGACGUUGACACUGAAGAAGACGGUAAUCAACUCUCGGAAUUUGAUUCUGCGAGAAACUCUUUCUCUCUAGCUCUCAAAGAAUGUCAAGAUCGUAGAUCGAGAUGUGAAGCUUUAUUUAAGAAGCAAGAUAGGCGAAGACCUGCUUCAUUAGAUCUGAAUAAUGGCAAUGCUAUUGGAACUGUUUCUUCGCCUCGUUUGGGAAUUGGAGCUAUGAAGAAGAGUACGCUUCCGUCUAGGAAAUCUGGAACUGGAACUGGCACUUUUCCGAGUCCUGGAACUCCGAACUAUCGACACUGUCAGGGUGGUGUUGCAAUGCAAAAGGGUUGGAGUUCUGAGAGAGUUCCUUCGAGUGGGGUCCGCAAGCAAGUUGGUAAUGGUGCGGCUGCAUUGUGUUUAAGUAAUGGGAGAACGUUGCCGUCUAAGUGGGAAGAUGCUGAGAGGUGGAUUUUGAGUCCUGUUUCGGGGGAUACAGCUGGAAGGGCUUUGGUUCCCCAGCCGCUGAGGAGGCCAAAGUCGAAGAGUGGUCCUCUUGGUCCACCUGGUGUUGCGUAUUAUUCGUUGUAUUCUCCUGCAGGUCAUUAUUUUGAUGGAGGGAGUUUUAUGUCAGCUUCACCUUUUUCUGCUGCUGUUAAUGCUUCAGCUGAUGGGUUUACAAAUAGUUCUGGGGGCAACGGUGGAGUGCUUCCCGCACGAACAGAUCCUUGCAUGGCUCGCUCUGUCAGUGUACAUGGCUGCUCUCAGAUGCAGGGAGAGUCGUCAAUUCCUACCCGAGAAGAAAAGUUCGAUAGUUUCAAGGAUGCAGGCACCAAUGUAUCUCCCGCUGUUUCAAGGAGGGACAUGGCUACCCAGAUGAGCCCCGAGGGAAGUUCAUGCUCCUCUCCCAAUAGGAGGACUUCUUUCUCUGCUUCCACCCCCCCUGCCCUGCCUGUCACUGAGUUGCAGAGUGCCUCUCUCUCUAAAAUGGAUAUCAGGGAUGUGCAGGUAGAUGAGCGUGUAACCAUGACAAGGUGGUCCAAGAAACACAGGGCCUUAUUCAUUGGAAGAGGUUCAGAGAGUGUUGACAGCUGGAAAAAGAAAGAAACAAGCACUCGAUCUACAUCUUGGGAAAUUUCUGAAAGCUCAAAGACUAUUUCAAAGGCUAAAAGGGAGGAAGCCAAAAUUACUGCAUGGGAGAACUUGCAAAAGGCGAAAGCUGAGGCAGCAAUACGAAAACUGGAGAUGAAGCUAGAAAAGAAGCGAGCAUCUUCCAUGGACAAGAUUAUGAACAAACUGAGAUUCGCUCAGAAAAAGGCUCAAGAAAUGAGGGGUUCAGUUCUAGACAACCAGGCUCAUCAAGUUGCCAGAACUCCUCACAAAGUUAUGUCAUUUCGGAGAGCCAGCCAGAUGGGUUCUUUGAGUGGUUGUUUCACCUGUCACGCCUUUUAAGCUUCUCCAGCAUCAUUUUCUGUUCAAGUGAAACUGGGUUUCAGAAAUCAGAAGGAUUUAAAUCUGCGAUGGGCUACUGAAUGAAAAAUGGAUAGAGAGCGGCUUACUGUGUUGACACUAAAUUGGCGUCAAUGUGGUUUUGCAAUGCACGAGAUAUAAUCACUUUACCGGGUAGAAUCUAAACGCCUUGUAGCCUUACCCUUCAGAGUUUGUAUUCAAAGAUAAAUAAUAUAUGUAUGUACGUACGUACGUAGGCCCAACUUUAGAAAUAAGCCUCUUUUUGUAUUUAUUUUUCCUUGUCUGGUUACUUGACAGAUUCCUGUUCAAUUGUAAGCUAUUAACAUGAAUAUUAUCUAUAGUAGAAAGAACGAUGAAUUAAUUACAGUC
This is a messenger RNA of Vicia villosa (hairy vetch), 2431 nucleotides long. RefSeq lists its product as uncharacterized. Lineage: Eukaryota; Viridiplantae; Streptophyta; Magnoliopsida; Fabales; Fabaceae. The record is from RefSeq and is a predicted model, not a curated record. The coding region runs from base 215 to 2044 and encodes 609 amino acids. The transcript has 8 exons.